Molecule: messenger RNA, 1383 nt
Organism: Penicillium alfredii
Lineage: Eukaryota; Fungi; Ascomycota; Eurotiomycetes; Eurotiales; Aspergillaceae
Product: arginyltransferase
Exons: 8
Coding region: 1-1383 (460 amino acids)
Biological process (GO): protein arginylation
Cellular component (GO): cytoplasm
Molecular function (GO): arginyl-tRNA--protein transferase activity
Source: RefSeq, a predicted model, not a curated record
AUGCAACCCGUUGACGCCGAACGCGCGCGACAGCUGUCGCUCUUUCGGCCGCUAGGGUAUCAGCGCAACUCUUGCGGGUACUGUAAAUCCGAUGAUGGAAGUCAGUAUUUUCCCCACCUCACACUGACUGGACUGGGACAUGUUGACACGUCAGUUCUAGGUGCAUCAUAUUUCACCAGCUCCGUGGCUGUGCGACCAGAACACUAUGAGGAGCUUGUCAACCGGGGUUGGAGACGGUCGGGCACGCUCUACUACAAGCAGAACCUGCAACGGUCCUGCUGCCCCCAUUACACGCUGAGACUGGAAGCAUCUGCUUUCCAGCCCCGCCGUGACCAGCGCAAGGCCGUCAAUCGCUGGAAUAAAUUCAUUUUAGGCCCAGCAUACAUGCGCAAAGCUGCCCGGCUCUGCCCACGAUCGCGCGAAGAAAAGAAACAUCGCAAGUGUCAUUUCAAUCUUCGGUCUGCUGUCCACGAGUCCGAGUACAGUAACGUCAAACGCCCCAUUGACCCUGCGACCAAACGCCCGUUGGAACCAGCGCACCGCUUCGAGGUCAACAUUGAAGGUGACUCGGUCUCCCAGGCCAAGUUUGAACUUUUCGUCAAGUACCAAACCACAAUUCAUCGAGAGGAUGUCUCCCGUUGGAAGGUCAAAGACUUCCAGCGGUUUCUGUGCUCAGGCAUCAAGCGGUCUCCUGCUUCGCUGACCAAGUCGAAUGCCUUGGAGAAGAAACUUGGUUCAUGGCACCAGUGCUAUCGCCUCGAUGGAAAGCUCAUUGCGGUGGCCGUUCUGGACUUGAUGCCAAGUGGUGUGAGCUCUGUCUACGUAUUCUAUGAUCCUGAAUACGAGCAGUGGGAAUUUGGGAAACUGAGCGCCUUGCGCGAGGUUGCGUUCUCGCUUGAGAAUGACUAUCCCUACUACUACAUGGGAUACUACAUCCACUCCUGUCAGAAGAUGCGCUACAAAGCCAAUUACAAGCCGCAGUAUAUCCUCGACCCCGAAUCCAAUACCUGGGACCCAUUGGACGGCGAACUCGCUCAGAAACUGGACACCCGACCCUAUGUUUCCCUCUCGCGUGACCAAUCCUCAACCGCUGCUACCGAGUCGUCCACAAACCCUCCAUUCGAGCCCGACGUGAACGAAGAGGAGCUUUCAUUGUUCGACAUCCACAUGCCUGGAGUCCUAACUCUGGACGAAGUGAAAGCUCUAGAUCUGGAUCAUUGGCACUUGCUGUUUCACGGGACAUUUGUGGAGAUGAUAGAUCUCGUCGGUUGGGAGGAUAUGCGUUUCGAUAGUCCGCAAUCCGUCAAGGGCAUUAUUGCCGAGCUGGCAGCUGUUCUGGGGCCGAGGCUCGUCCGAGAUAGCGCCGUUGUGCUGUUUGAUUGA